UGACUUACUGUGCACAGACGAGACUGAGAGGAAGCUGUGCUGCACACUGAGCACCUUUCUGUCUGUGUUUAUGUGAACAGCUGCAUUCUGUUUUUUUGUUUUUAUCUUUCACUUCGCGUGUGGCUGUUUCUUUCUACCUGUGGUGCUGUACUGGAGUGGUGAAGAGAGGAGCGUUUGUCCUCAGCCAGUGGAGCUCAGAUGGGAGGCAGUGCUGGCUCUGGCUGGGACUGGGGAUGCUGAACGGGGGGAGGGAGGGCCUGUUUGAGCUGGGACAGCAGCUCCAGCAGCAGGGGGAGUACCAGGCCGCCCUCCACUGCUUCCUCAGCUGCCUGUUGGGACUGACCCAUGUGCAGAGCUUCACCUCUCUGCCCAACUGCCUACACCAGAUUGCAGAGCUCUUCAUCACUGAAAAGAACUAUGGAAAGGCCCUCCAGUUCAUCCAGGCUGAAAAAAUGUUCUAUGAGGUGGCACUGAUCGAGCUCACGGCUCUUCAGGGGAGCACAGGGCCUCAGGAGGAGGCUACUCUGGGCUCUGCAGGAUGGACAACUCCAGAGGAGCUUUCGGAACAGGCCUCCCAGGCUCAGCACCUCGAACGGCUGGCUCAGCUCUGCAUCAUGAGCAAACAACCUCACCUUGCCCUGGAAUACAGCGGUAAGGCUACAAAGAUCCACCAGAGGGCCUUUGGUAACGAUCACCCAAUUACAGCCAGAAGCCUGGAGCUUAUGGCCACCGUCUAUGCUGAGAUUGGCAAGACUGAAUAUUCAGACUCCCUGGGUCAGUGUGUGUCUGCACUGUCCAAACGCUUCGCUGCUGCAGAGUCCAUCAGAGACACUGUCAACUGUCUUCCUCAUUCCCACCGGGAGAAACACUCAGAGGUCCGCCACAGAAAGGACACCCACCACCAACAGGAGGACACACCGAAACCUAAGGUAACCAACGGCAAAGUCCCCACCUCCAUUCUAAAGAGGCCAAGCCCCAUCUACGGGUCAGACACAGAACCCAACCACAGGCGGAAAGGCGAGCGGAGGGUUCGAUUCAGGGAGCCAGAGACCACAGUACAUGCCUAUGAGACGUCACCGUCCCGCCCCCACCUCGCCCUGUUCACUUGCCUCUUCCUGCUGAUGUCAUUCCUGGGUGUGGCCAUGUACUGCACAGACCGCCGGCGCCCACAGCGAGUGUGCGAGGAGCUAGAGGCCGCUUUGGCUGUCUACCUGCUGCAUAUGAAACAGCUUCUGUGGGGCUGCUGGAUAUGGCUGACCAUGCAGUGACUGAGACUGACCACAGGUGGCAACACAGAGCCUACUUUCUUUUUUCUUUCCUUUUUCUUUUUUUCAGACCCCUCUUUUUCCUAUCUUUGAAGGUGCCCAGGCCUACACACACCUCAGCCAUUUGGCAUGGCUCUGUACACUGUCUGUGGUGUUGAACUACUCUCACGGUGAUAAAGGGAAAAAUAUAUGAUCCCAGAAAUAUGUAGCUUCCAUGUCUGUAUGUAUAUACGUAUUAAGGUGGUGGGUAUGUCACUACCUUAUUUAAGUUUUAAUGACAUUUUGCACAUCUGCAAUGUUGAUGCUCACAUAUAACGCUCACUUAAUCACCACAACCAUGUGACUUUUUUUUUUUUUUCAGUUCACGUCACAGUCUGUUGUAUGUGAGUGAAUGUCUCCAUGGAAUGCAAAUAUUUAUUUUGUUACAGUACAAGAUUUGUGUACGCCGGAUAUUACACAGAACUGAAUGUGUAUAUAUGGAUCAAUGUACUAAGGACUAUCACAAUAUUCAGCCUUGUAUUUGCACAGAAAUGAAUGUAGAGAUGUUUGGAAAUGGCUUUGAUUGGCACAGCGCGCAUUCGAGCGGCGGAGGAGGAGGAGGAGGAGGAGGAUGGAAGCACAAAUGUGCAAACUGUUCGAUAAUGAUCCAUGAGAAGGUAAACACAGGGCUGCAUCACUUCACAGGUUGAAUGACUAACAGGUUUCUUUUCAGACUGUCUGUUCGUCUGUAUGGCUGACUGUCAGCUGAUUCCUGGUUCCACUGAGGAGAAAAUCUGCAGCACAAUAUUAUCUAUCAUCCAAGAGAAUAUACUCAAACAGAAUGAAUGCUAAUGUUUCUCUUUAUAUCUGCUUGAAUCCCACAAAAUCUUUUAUCCUAAAUGUUAUUUAUUCUUCUAUACUGUAUAUCUGCAUCUACGCAAAUAUCCAACUUUCAGUCAUUUAAAAUUUUUAAAACUU
Molecule: messenger RNA, 2222 nt
Organism: Toxotes jaculatrix (banded archerfish)
Lineage: Eukaryota; Metazoa; Chordata; Actinopteri; Toxotidae
Gene: c17h14orf180
Product: chromosome 17 C14orf180 homolog
Exons: 9
Coding region: 234-1268 (344 amino acids)
Biological process (GO): positive regulation of Golgi to plasma membrane protein transport
Cellular component (GO): trans-Golgi network; transport vesicle; plasma membrane
Molecular function (GO): connexin binding
Source: RefSeq, a predicted model, not a curated record